AACCAAAUAAAUUAAAUGAAUAUCCCAGAAUAGAUAUUAGUACUAGUGAUUUUAAAGACUUUCGUCUAAGAAGUGAUAUCUUAGUAGAUAAGAGUCUUCUUAUCAAAGAAAUUAUAAAAGCCACCACGAUACUACUUAUUACUCGACCUAGACAAACCGAUGCUUGGGGUAAACCUUUAUCUCAAAAUGAAAGCAUUAACCGCACGCUCUUUGUUGGUGGCGAAAUAGAUAGUGACCUUGAAGGUCCAAAAGAUUUGUAUGCUUUAAAAAUCAGUUCCGACCAAAAAUUAAUGGAAAAACAAGGGAAAUAUCCUGUAAUUUUUUUCAGCCUAAAAAACACUAAGGGCAACAAUUACCAAGAGAUUGAGAAUAAUGUGAUUAAAAAAGUUCAAAGUGCUUAUAAAUCCCACGCUUACUUAGUCAACAGCGAUCAGUUAGACUCUUUUGACAAGCAGGUUUUUCAAAAUCAUUAUCGUGGCGAAAUUAAUAAGUCUGACUUGCAAGAUAGUCUAAGAUUGCUGAGCGAAUUAUUAGUUAAACAUUUCCAUAAAAAAGUAUUUCUUUUGGUUGACGAAUAUGACGAAACAAUUAAUCACGCUUACACCAAAUUUGGUUAUGAAUCAGAAGAAUUCACCCAAGUGUUAGAUCUUGUCAAAGAAAUAUUGAGUUCGGUAUUAAAAGAUAGCACUUACUUGGAAAAAAGUGUCCUAACUGGCAUUUUGAAAAUAGCCAAGUCUAACUUGUUCUCUG
Messenger RNA from Racocetra persica, 750 nucleotides. The record is from the annotation of a GenBank genome assembly. Lineage: Eukaryota; Fungi; Glomeromycota; Glomeromycetes; Diversisporales; Gigasporaceae.